Drosophila kikkawai is the source of this 1267-nucleotide messenger RNA. RefSeq names its product U5 small nuclear ribonucleoprotein 40 kDa protein. Lineage: Eukaryota; Metazoa; Arthropoda; Insecta; Diptera; Drosophilidae. The record is from RefSeq and is a predicted model, not a curated record. Gene Ontology annotation, molecular function: protein binding; RNA binding. Gene Ontology annotation, cellular component: catalytic step 2 spliceosome.
GAAUAGGUUGGCAGUUCUCGUGUUGUGUUUGUUGUGAGACUGCGGAAAAAAAUUAAUUAUUUUAAUAUUUCUGCCAAAUAAAGCAACAAAAUGGGCACCAAACGACCCAAUACAAGCGUGGUACUCGCCCAGGAGUCAAAGCGCAGUAAAAGCGACCUGGUGGCCUACACAAAUCGGGACAAAGCGCUCCUGGAGUCGGGCGUAAGGCGUACAUCUAACCUGCAGGCGCCCAUAAUGCAGCUAGAGGGACAUGAGGGCGAGAUCUUUACCACAGAAUUCCAUCCCGAAGGCGAGUUACUGCUCUCCUCCGGCUUUGAUAGGCAAAUUUAUAUCUGGCAGGUUUACGAUGACUGCGAGAACGUUAUGGCCAUGUCGGGACACAGUGGCGCCGUAAUGGAGGCUCACUUUACGCCCGAUGGCUCGCACAUCUUUACCUGCUCCACGGACAAGACCCUGGCCAUUUGGGACAUUGUCACCGGGCAGCGUCAGAGGCGUUUCAAGGGUCACAGCAACUUUGUGAACAGCGUCCAGGGCUCGCGACGUGGCCAGCAGCUGCUCUGCUCGGCAAGCGAUGAUCGCACCAUUAAGAUUUGGGAUGCCCGAAAGAAACAUGCUGCCCACACACUCGAAUCACCGUACCAAGUGACAUCCGUGUGCUUUGGCGAUACCGGAGAGCAGGUCAUAAGCGGUGGCAUCGAUAACGAAGUCAAGAUUUGGGAUAUACGAAAGCAGGCUGUGCUGCAUCAUCUCCGUGGGCACUCGGACACCAUCACCGGCAUGUCGCUAUCGCCCGAAGGCGACUUUGUGCUUACCAAUGCCAUGGACAAUACGCUGCGAGUGUGGGAUGUCCGACCGUAUGCCCCAGGCGAAAGGUGCGUCAAGGUCUUUCAGGGCCAUCAGCAUAACUUUGAGAAGAAUCUGUUGCGCUGCGCUUGGUCGCCGGGCAGCGACAAGAUAUCCUCGGGCUCUGCCGACCGGCAUGUCUACAUCUGGGAUGUGAAUACGCGGAGAAUACUGUACAAGCUGCCCGGUCAUAAUGGCAGCGUCAAUGAUGUGGACUUUAGUCCAAAGGAACCGCUCAUACUCUCCGGCUCCAGCGAUAAGACCUUGUAUCUGGGCGAGAUUGACGAUUGACGACUGGCAGAUGAGCCCGAGAUGCGUGCUCUCUUGGACACGCCUUUGGAGAGCAAGUAGAGUUCAGUUUAAGGAUUAAAUAUAACAAAAUAAACUAUUUUAGCGAUUAAUUUUGGUUGCUAAAUACUAAAAA